AAUCAGCUGUGUGAGUGAUUCUUGGUGUGUGUUGAGAGGGAGAGAGAGAGAGAGAGAGAGAGAGAAGUGAGGAAGGAAAGCUCUAAAAGAUCUGCUUCAUCUAUUAUCCCUCAAAAUUCAUCGUUCACCCGUUGUUAGCCAUCCCUUCAUCAUCCAUUCAGCAGCAACCGCCCAUCACGUCUGCCACCACCAUGUCCUCCGGAUGCUGUGGGACCAAGAAGCCCAAAUUAAACGGCGGUCCACAGAUGGCAAGGGAGACCCAGUCAGGGAAUGAGCCACAACCUCUUCGGUCAUCUCUAAGGCAUUGUAUUCACUCAUCUACUGGAAAGGGACAGAAAUAUGGCUAUCCUUAUGGACAUUUGAAUCCUGCGUCUACCCGUAAUCGUUCUGUUUGCUGUUACAAUGGCACUGCCCCAACAGCUAAUGGUACUUUACGAAAUGGCCUUACUCCAGUAGCUAGCCCAGAGAUGUGUUUUUACUGUUUUGAUGUUCUUUAUAGUCAUCUGCACAACAUGGAGCCCCCUGGCAUUCCAGACUUCACCAACGAACCUUUUCCUUUGUUUGUGACCUGGAAGGUUGGUAAGGACAAGCGGUUACGAGGGUGCAUGGGAACUUUUAGUCAUAUAAGCUUACAUGCAGGGCUCCGAGAGUAUGCAGCAACAAGUGCUUUCAAGGAUUCCAGAUUUCAGCCCAUUGGAAGAGAUGAGCUGCCUCGGUUAGGAGUAUCGGUGUCUAUUCUUCGUCAUUUUGAAGAUGGGAGAGACUACAGGGAUUGGGAUAUUGGAGUUCAUGGAAUUCGUAUUGAGUUCUUAAAUGAACGCGGUGCCAAACGAACAGCUACUUACCUACCAGAGGUUGCUCCUGAACAGGGUUGGGACCAUGAACAGACAAUUGAUUCAUUACUCAGGAAGGGAGGCUACAAAGGACCUGUCACCGGGGAAGUUAGGCGAAGUAUUAAGCUUACACGGUAUCAGAGUGAAAAGAUUUCAGUCACUUUUCAAGAUUACAUGAACUACUGGAGGAAUCGUCGGUGCUAGCAUUCGCUGAAUAUGAAAGAUGGGAGAUGUGGAAAUAUUGGUGGAGGGAGUAAAAGUGGCUUUUUGAAUCGAAUUAGUAAUGGUAGUGGAUGUGGUGUUCGAGAAACUGGUCACCCUGGAUAUCAACACCAGCAGCCCUCCACAUUCCAGCAAUACCAAAACAGCACCAGCCCAAUGUUGGUUCAUCACAGUAAUGCUCAUCAUCAGCUUCUUCCUCAUAGCAACCACCUCCAUAAUCAUCAUCACAAUCUAAGAUCUCCCCCAUCACCUCUUCAUCACCUUCACCACUACUCAGCUAGAGGCAGCAGUAGUAGUAGCAGCAGCAGCAGUAUCAACAGCAGUGGUAGAGCCUCAGCAACUGUAACUACCACAACAACCACUACCAACACACCACCACUGGGUUUUGACUUAGUGGGCAACUCAGGGCUUGGCGCAUCUCUCUUGUGUGUUACCAGCUCAGGGCAUAAUGAACUGGCAGUGUGUGGGCCUCCAGCUCAAGAUGUGGCACUAAUGAAUCAUGGUGGGUGCCCUGCUUGGUGCUCUCACCGUGGAGGCCCCCUACAAGGGGGAGAAGGAUGCAUGGAUGGUUUACGUAGAGCAUCCAACAGGCUGGCGGACUUUUUAAGGGGCCUUUUUAACUCUUGAUGGUUGGUAUUGGUUAUGUUAGUCUAUUACUGGAUUAGUGUUGAAUGUUAUCUUUAAGUUUGUUCAUUUUAUUUUUAAUUAUUCCAUAUCCUAUGAGCAAGCUGAAAAAGUAAAAGUAUGGUUUUCAGAAGCCCCUUUAAUUGCUAAGUUACAAAAAAGUGCCAUUAUCAUUUAUCUCAUGCUUGAUCUGAAUCAAAUACUCCUGCUCAACAUCAAGACGAGCUGGUUGCUGUGAGAAGAUAAAUAAAAAGCAUAUGAUUGAGGAGAGAAAUAAAGAAGCUGAUUUUUAAUAUAGGAACUGCUAUGAUGAACAAGAAUAUAUACAGUCAGGAGAAACACUCUGAUCUACAGGUGACAUGGUAUUGCGCUUAUGAAAAACAUUACGUAGUGUGUGGAGUCUGGAAAAGUGGUCAGCUCAUUUUGAUAAAAAGCACAUUUUUAUUAUGAUGCUCAUUACAUUAUUUGUCAUUUUUAUUAUUAUUCCAUUAUUAUUGUUAUUAGUUAUUAUUGUAGUUAUCAUUAUUAGUUUUCUUAUUUGUACAGCUGGCCUUCCCACUCCCGUCCGCCUGUGUUGUGAUCAUAGGGCAUGUAUAUAGCCCAACCCACACCAGUCUUUCACAUUCAGCGGCUGACAAAGCUCUUCACAUUCUGAUGAGUUAGAAGUUCAAUAAGAAAAAUAAAUGUUAUGAAAAAGACAUUGUUGGAUAUGGGAUUUUUCUUUUGUACACCAGUAGAUUUUUAUGAAGCUGAUAGUUUAAGUUUUUAUGGUCAACAAGCCAUACAUAAAGGUGCAACAAGAGCUACUAGCAUUACUCAUCAUCUACCGAGGUUUGUUUGCCGCUAAUUUUAUAUACUGUAAUAUCAGACUGCCUAGUCGUGAGCAUGGUGUCUUGUACAGCUCACUCUUAACUAACUAUUGAAAAGAUCUCAUGUACAUUGUUGUUGAUACAUGAAAAACUAGUAAACGACAUGCAUUUUAUACGGUUAUUACAUUACAGUUAUAAUGUUUGUUGUGUGGGAAUAGUUGAUAUAUUAGGAUGACUAAGAGGUGUUUAGAAAAUGAAACAUUCCCACUAAAACAUUAAUGCCAACCCACCUCGUCUGCAGCAGCUAAUUUGACGGGAGGUUACCAAACUAUACCAAGUGCAUCUCAGUGAUAACAUGUGAUAGACUAUACCAAAGGUGGCUUGAAAUGGCAGUUGUGUAGUGCCAAGAAUGAAAGGUAGUGGCUCCUAUCAUGCCUCUAGUUCUGAGGAUGGCACCAUGGUUGCUCAUUUAGGCAUGAGUGCAUUUUUUGUUGAACAUGGAAAAAUGGUGCAAAUAGUAAACCAUCUUUUGGAAUUAGCUGAACAUUAGAUAGUCACCAACAUUCCUCAGAGUUUGAGAAAGGUAAUCAAAUUCCACAGAUGAUGCUGACUCAUAGAAAAUACAGUGAUGAACAACAAAAUUUAAUUUGGGCAUAUAAUAUACUAAUUAACAACAUUCAAUGAAUGAUCAUCAGAAGCAAUAUUGACUAAUCAACUUUGUCAUAAUACAUUGGAAUUUGCUUUGGUUCUGUAAUGGAGCAAAUUUACAUUUUAAUUGAAUUCAUAAAAGUCUUUUAUGACAGAUUAAAAUGUUUACUUUAAUUAGGUAUAGAAUGUACUUAAACCAGAUCUUAAGUUGAUGUUAGGUUUGAAAAAAAAAAAAAUAAAAAAUGCAACAAAAUUGCUAAAGAAAAAAACUAAAGUUAAAAAGUUGAUAAAAAAAAUCCUCUAGGUUUCCUGCAUGCUUGUUUAGGGGAAAGUUGAUGUAAGGUCUUAGAAUAGUCUUUGGGGGUACACAGGUUUUGUGCAUGUAUGAAUUAAGUGUACAUUGUAUGCAUAAUUUUUUCAUGACUUGAACAUGUGAAAAAUUCAAUAAAUUACUUUAUUUUCAUAAGAGUACUUAAUAUUGUGUUGGACUGUGAGGUAGAAUCACAAAAUUUCAUGAUAGGUAAAUCUGGUCACAAAAAGUUAAAUGGAAGAUUUUCAACAUGUAAUAGGUUUGAAUAACUGAAUCACGAAAGUUUGGAACGUGAUAAAUGCAUAAAUAAAGGCAUAAGCCACGAAGGAAAGUGAAACACUGGAGUAGCUGCAAGGUCUUUCGAAAGAUCUUGCAGCUGCUACAGUGUUUCACUUUCCUUCGUGGCUUGUGCCUUUAUUUAUGUAAUAGGUUUGUUUCAGGGAUGUAGCAGGCAGUUUUAAUGUGUGCCUGUUGCAUUUAGUUAUCAUGAAUGUUUUAAGCUGUAGGAUUUUUGCUUUUGUACUAUAUUAUAAUUUUGGUCAUCUCAACACUAUUGCACCGUUUUUUGAGGGAAUGUCAUUGUUUAGUUUCUUUUACUUUUAUUUUGAGAAGGAUAUCCAUCUGUAGCAACUUUAGUGGCACAUCAAAAGUUUUGUUUUUAUUUAAUGUAGUAAACGAAGUUUGAAAUUUCAGUUAACUAUUUUCAAAGAGGUAGGGUAAAUUAUUGAUGUCACUAUUUUAUGCUUUGAGUAUUUUUAAUGAUGAAUCACUGUCUGGAAACUUCAUCCUCUCUAGAUGAUGCAGCCACCUCCAAUUCCUGUUGUGCUGUGCCAAAUUUAUUAUUAUUGUAUGCAUUUUGAUAUAUGCAAAUAUAGUUUAUUAUUGAAGCUGUCAGCAGACUUCUCUCAAGUUUAGUUCUCAGAUAAGUUUUAUAGAUUUGUUUCUGUGACAUGUUGUCAUCUUUUACAAUACGAAGGUGCAAUUUUAUAAUAGCAGAUUGUGAAGUAGCUCUCCCUUUCCAUUUUUUAGAAGGAAUAUGCCUCAUACAUUUCUUACAUAGGUGUAAGAUAAAAGACUUGAAGACAAAACCAAACCACUGCCAUUGUGUAUUUGUAUGUUGUUGAGCACUAGUGACCUGUCCUUUGGCAAAGGCAGCUAAUGGUGGAAAUUGUGUGAAUUGUGCUCAUAUGUUGAAUAUAUUGUUUUUUAAAUCCUGAGUACCAUGUGUGGUGAAGCACUAAAGUCACAUAAUUUUGUUCUGUUUGUAUGCAGUUUAGCUGAAUUUUCACUGAGGUGUAAGUAAUUUAUAAGUACUUUAUGAUAAAUGUUAUUCAUUGCUAUAUCUCUUGAAUUUAUAGUUAUUAUCUAUUUGCAGUGCAGAUAUAUUGAGAGUCUGAGAAAAAGAGAGAGAGAGGAAAGUCAAGUUUUGAAUGAUUGUUUCAGUAGAACGUAAUAGAAAAAAUAUAUUUUCUGUUAUAAGGAGUUGUAGUCAUUAACAGAAAUUUGCUUGAUUUACUGUACUUAGCAUAAAACUAUUAAUGAGAAAAAGUACAUUAGUGACAGGGAAACUGGGUUUUGAACUUUGUAUGUAGCAGAAUGACCACUACCAGUGUGUUUCACUUUUGAAGGGUAUGAAUUGGGUGCGCCUGUAUGGUAUGUGCAUUUAUACUUUAUACAAGUGAUGAUUAAUUUGAUGAUAGGUUUUCAAAAAUUAAAUACAAGAAUACUGAGAGUUAAAUAAAAGCUAAAUUCAAAAGUUAUCAGAAAUAUUGUAGACAUGAUUUGUAGACCGGUUAGUUGCAAAAUGGUUGACCACCACAUUUGUGGCCAGAUGUACCUCUCAUUCAAAUUUCAGUUUUGAAUAGGAUCAAAGUUUCUAGUAAACCUCAUAUUAUAAUUCAGAACUACAUACUGUAUUAUGAUACAAUGCUUGUGUAACUGCAUUUCAAAGUAUAUAAGAAUUUUAUGCAUGUUAAUCAUUUUUCUUAGGAUAUCAAAAUCUAUCCAGGCAUUAUACAUACUAUAAUCUUGGGUAAGCAUUCAAAAGGUACAGCUUUGGUGAUGUUUUUGUUCUCAGAUGUUAAGCUUGAAAGUUAAAGUCGUGAAUUGGCAAGUUAGUCAUUUUUGGGUGGUGGUCAUCAUGAAUACAAUAUUUUCUUUGUGCUAAAUUUUCAUAUCAGUUUUCAAGAUUUUAUGCUUUUCUGUGAACAGCAUUAAGAAUAUAUGGUAAUCUGUUGAUUAUUGGCCCCAAAAUCUUACUUAGUAUUGACUUACAAUGAGUAGAUUUGGUGAAUAUAUAAAUAUAUAUAUAGUAUAUAUAUAUAUCUAUAUACAAUUGGCAGAGAUUUUAUUGUGAUGUAGAAAGAGAUGUUAAUUUAGAAUUGAAUUAACAAAGUUAUUGUCCUAGGCAUGGCAUUACAGUAUUCAUGUGGGAGAGAUUGUAAUUCAAGAUAUCUAUGAGAAUAUUUGGUAUUUCUCUAAGUUGGAGUUUGUCAUGUGAGCUACAAAUUUAAAUUAGAAGUGAAUACGGAAGAUAAGAAGUGUUAUGAAUUGGAUGGCAAGCCUUUUGAAGCAUGCUCCCAUAUGUGCUAAAUAGCUAUUGAUGACAGAAAAUUUUAGCAUGAUUGACUACUAUUUUGCUUUGAUUGGGAUCAGUAAUGAAAAAAAAUCUACCUAUGAUUAAUAAGAAAUAAUUAUCAUUGGAUGCUUUGCAUGUGUUUGGCAAGCAGUUGUUGGGAGAUGAAAACAGUGAUUAUCAGGACUUUGGAAUAAUAAUGUGGGCCUUCCAUUACCAAGCUGGAUCCCCAAAGGGCUACUUGUGCAUUAAGUACAGUACUUUAAUAUCAUAUGUCACACGAGUCUUGAAUAUUGGUGCCUUCUGCCAGCCUGGGGACCCUUGGGCAACUCCACAAACAUUAUCACAUCAAACUAUGCUGAAAGUAGCAGAUGUUUUAAAGAAACCCAGCCAUUUGUAUAAAAGGUUUAUUAGUUCAGAUUUUAUGAAAAAUUUUGCAUUUAAGAUGAUCUUGGUUUUCAGAUUUAUUACCUAGUUAUUCUCUCUGAGACAAAUUUUCUUGAUUGUCUUGUUUCUGGAGUGGCCUCUUGUAGCAUAAAUGAUCUUAGGUGAAGUCAGUUUAGGCCUUACACACUGUUUUGAUUUUUGUUGUAUUUUUUUUAUUUUUCUGAAGGAGGUGGUUAAGCCUUUACAGUGAUCUUGGUGAGGUCUAAGGUGGCUGAUACCCUAAGUUUUUGUUUGGAUGUACGUAUGAACAAAACAUAACCUUCAGUGAGAAAACAUUUAUUGCCAAAUUUUUCAAGCUCUUUUCAAUCAUUUUCUGUUUGCUUUCAUUCAGAAGACCAGUGUGAUCUAUGUCUCAUACAAGUUCUGCUGGCUUAGCCCUUUCUGUUACCUUUGCCAUAUAUCUUUAAUUUAUAAUUGAUGAAAUUUCAUAUAUUCAUGACAAUAUUUUGAAAAUAAUCUUUUUGCCAUUAGAAAUUAUUUGUGAUGUACAUCCUCUUCAGGAACAACCUUUAAACGGAAAGCAUUUUAGUUUAGUUUUGUUCAUAGCGUCUUUUUUUUUUUUUACUUUUUGUUUGUUUGAUUAAGAGUUUUUUGUGUGUGGCUCUUUGUAACAUAAGUGAAUGUUGUAUGAUAUGAGAACUUUUGCAUUUUAUAUAGAAAUUGUAGAAUACAUUUCACAGGUAGAAAGUUAUUGUAAUUCACUUCAGAAUCUCCAAUGAAAAUAAAGCCCUUUUUCACCA
Messenger RNA from Macrobrachium nipponense, 7208 nucleotides. RefSeq names its product AMMECR1-like protein. Lineage: Eukaryota; Metazoa; Arthropoda; Malacostraca; Decapoda; Palaemonidae. The record is from RefSeq and is a predicted model, not a curated record. The coding region runs from base 192 to 1037 and encodes 281 amino acids. The transcript has 7 exons.